Molecule: messenger RNA, 768 nt
Organism: Drosophila miranda
Lineage: Eukaryota; Metazoa; Arthropoda; Insecta; Diptera; Drosophilidae
Exons: 2
Coding region: 6-731 (241 amino acids)
Molecular function (GO): zinc ion binding; nucleic acid binding
Source: RefSeq, a predicted model, not a curated record
GGGUGAUGACGGAGAAGGCACGCCCGGAUGAUAUCAUCAUAGCGGCGAAAGACCCGAGCAGCUACGCAGAGAUUCUGCGAAAGGUAAAAGGAGACGAGAAGCUACAAGGGCUAGGAGAGGCGGUGGCAAGAAUCCGCCGCACCCAAAAGGGGGAACUCCUGCUCCAGCUCAGCAAAUCAGGAGAGGUAACCUCGUCCUUCCAGAGUCUGGUCGGCGAGUCGCUAGGGGACGCAGCAGAGGUCCGCGCCCUCCAACAGCGAGUCAUCGUUGAAUGCAGCGACUUGGACGAGGUGACCACCAAGGAGGAGAUAAGGGACGCCCUCAUGUCCCAGGUCCAGUUGGCAAACGUGGGACUGGACGACAUAUCAAUAAGGAGAGGGUACGGACAGACGCAGAUUGCAACUGUCCGACUUCCGACAGAGGACGCCCGCAGGGCACUCAAAAUAGGAGGACUGAAGGUCGGCUGGGUAAGAGGCAGACUUAGGGAAAGGGUCAGCGUCACCAAAUGCUUCCGCUGCAUGGAGUUCGGCCACAUGGCCAGACAGUGUAGGAGCGAUGUAGAUCGUUCUAAGCUGUGCCGGAGAUGCGGGAAGGAGGACCACCUUGCAAAAGACUGCGACAAGGACCCCCAGUGCAUGUUCUGCAAGGGAAAGAAGGAAGAUUGGAGGCAUAUCGCAGGAAGCGGCAGGUGCCCCCUCUUUAGACAGGCACUUGCAAAGAGGAUAGGAUGAGGUGCAUGCAGCUGAACCUUAAACACUGCGAGGCGGC